AAGCUAAGAAGAUUUAAUUGUUUUGUAAUCCUUAUUGAAUAAUUAGAACAUUACAAGACAUGGAACUAGUUUAACCGAACCGUUUUGGGAUUUGUCUUCCCUCCAGCAGGUGGCGCUGUUACUAAAUCUUAUCUCAACUUCACGGGUUUGAGGGGAAAAAGGUCCUCCGGCCAAUAGGGGACGCUAAUGCGCCCUCUGCUGACAGAGAAAAAGGCGAGCUCUGCAUCCAAGGACCAGCCUUCGGGCUCUCCUUUCUUUAAUCGGGCUGUUUUGGGGCCAUUUUAGGCUCACUGAUGCUAAUUUAUUUAAUCUUUAUUGCCGAACCUUUGUUUUUGUUCUGCAAACAAACAGCGACAACCGUCGACGCAACAGGCGCGUUUGACCAGCGGAAGUAAGAACUCUGGCAAUGAAUCCUCGUGACUGGAGCUACUCUUUCCAGAGACAGCAUUCAUUCUCGGAGGCACAUCGCCUUAGAGAUGCUGGCAGUUCUAAAAAUGUCCUCAGGCGUGAAGCUGAACAGGACCUUCGCCUUGAGCGCAUAUGCCGCCCCAACACCCAUUCUUCCAUCAGCAGUGGGCCGUAUCCGAAGGAACCAAGUCCUUCUAUCCAGAACUGCAAGGAGUCUGAAGCAGAGUGUCCGGAUGGGGAACACUCAGACCCAGAGCUGCUGAGAAGGAAAAAAGAGCUUCAGGAGAUAGAGGAACGAAUCCUGCUUAAAAAGGCAUUCAUUGCUGUCAAAACAAUUGGACUGCUUGAGAAAAAAUCCUCAGAUCAACAGUUGGGUAUAGGUCCAGGUGAAACUCUUAAAGACAGGGUAAAGGCCAUUUUACAGCGACACCCCCAAAGCUUUUUCCAUAAGAUCCAGAAGCCGAAAGGGAUAUUAAAGACGCCUCUGCUCAAUGAAGGCGGUUCGCUAUUGGAACCCCAUCCUCUGAAACUCAGAGUACAGUCACUCAUGAAGCAGAGACACCAUCAACCUGCUGUUCUACCAGCCAACAGAGAAAAGACUCCGAACGUCCCGGUUCCUCAUCACGCGGAGAAGGGCUUCGAGCUCUUUCUAGGGGCGCUCGGCAAAGGGGCGGCCGCCAACUUGAAACCACAGACCUCCUCUGCGCCGCUGCCUUCUUCCAGCCGCGGCGUUGCCUCACCUGCUAAAGGAGCGAGUCGAUCUGACGAGGCGUUUGAGCGCUUUCUCAGGCUGCUGAACAAAAACGCAGAAGUCAACCCUGAUGAGAUGGCCUCCGAUGGGCCCCCACCCUUUCCCAGCUUGAUCCACACGUCACCUGCAGACGAGGACAUCAGCGGGCGGCGCGACCUCCACGCCGUUAGGAACCUGAACAACGCAGCGGAUUCAAGCGUGCUGAAUGAAAAGCUUCCUGUUCCCAGACAAAGUUCUUCUUCGUCCAUAAACGAGGAGAGCAAAGUGGAGAAAGGUUUUGAGCGCUUCCUCAGCGUGCUGAACAAAGGAGUGGACAUCAACCUCCUCAGUAAGAUAGUUAUGGAUAGUAAGGAGGUAGUUCCCGCCCUUCUCCCCUCUGUGGAGCGGAACAAGAGUGAGGAGCCUCUCAGGAGGGGGAGCUCCUGUUCCAACAGCGGAGCUCCUCUGCCGGGCUGCAUCCAGACCAGCAGUGCAGAGUCAAGGACCGACCGUCCAGAGUGGUCGCUACCCGAAACCGCACAAGACGAGAGGCUCUGCAGCGUGAACUCCGACAACCGCGCGGCGUCUCCUCUGGAAAGGAGGAAGAAAAGGAAGUUGGAGGAUGAAGAACUGCCACGCUCAGAGGAAGCGUUGAAGCAGCUGCAGGACAUUUGUAGAACUCUGAAGCUAAACAUGGCAGCAGAGAAGAUGAGCAAAGAACCGGAUCGCACGCAAGGAGGGAAGACCGGGAGCAGGCGGGUCAGCGGGGAGCACAGCGGCUCCUCCUCCUCCCCCAGAAGUCGCAGCCGCUCGCCACAUCGCCACAGGAAAGAUCAAAAGUUGAAACAUGGCGGCUCUCACGAACGAAACAGAAUGAGUGUAAUGCAGCCAGAAGAAGAAGAUGCUGAAGGUCCGGUGGGCAGCGACAGAAACCGACAGGAAGCAUCUCCUUACCUUCACGUUUCUGCUGCUGCUGCAUUCCCACAUUAUAGUUUGUACCAAGACCCACGUUUCCCCAGUGACCUCGCCAACGCCACCAGAGAUGUGGCGUACCCUUACUGCUCGUUUCCUCAGAGCUACAGCACGCCGCUCGCCCCUCCCCCCGACGUGCAUUCCUGCCAACCAGCAGAAUUUCACAGCCCCGCGUGGACCGACCCUCAGUGUGGAUUGGAAAGCGCGGCCCCGCUUUGGGGUCUCGACCUUUCCGCGUCUGAAGGUCAGACCGGAUUGUCUCCUUGCGACGCCAACAGCAGGUCUCGAUUCCUAACAGUCGUCGACACGCAGGCUUCUUUGAACACAAAGUCCUCCAACGGGUCAAAGCCAAAAAAAAAGUAUCGACCAUGGAAGAAAAAUAAAAAACCAGACAGAAAAAGAAUUCGUAAAAAGAAGGACAAGGGAGACAAACCUGGAGCGAAGCCACUUUCUUCAUCGAGCAAGACGACCAAGGCCAAGACAUCACAGCAGCCUGCAGCGCCACAGGCUUCCGGGGCGCCGAAGGCAUCCGUGGCGCCGAAGGCACCGUCAACGGUGACCUCCCCGGCAGGAACUUCCCAGGCGGGCCGUGUCGCUCCGACUAAGCCGUCGGAGGAGCGGAAACCACAGCUGCUGACAGAGGAGGAGAUAAAGGCGAACCUGAGGAAAAAGCUUCAAGCGUUUAAUGAGAAAGCAAAGCUUGCUAAGCAGAUCUACCGGCCCUCACAGCCAGACGACUCGCUGUCCCUGGAGCUGAGCUAACCUCCUCCCCUUCUUUUGGUGUUUCCUGCACCAAAACCGUCCGCCUCCGGACCCGGUGGUGUCGUGCGAAUGUCCCGACUCUGGGACGGCACGGGACGGAUCCUCUGUCUGCGGCUCCACACGUCUGGUCUGCAGCCUCCGAUCACAUGAAGGAUCCUUCAGCUCCGUGUUCCUUCUCCUCCGCUGGAGGGGGAGCGGGAAUUCUGGCGGCUUCCAUAUCCGUCAGGAUCUGCCUCCAGACUUCAAGACUUUACGGCGGAAACAUUUAGCAAAUUUCUGAGCAAAGAAAGCUCAUCGUUUCGCAUUUUACCUUUGAAAUGUUUCAUUAAGUCAUCUGAACAGAUGCAUCCAUAGAAAACAGAACAUUUUGACAUGUAAUAAGCCUGUUUUUUUAAGUUUUUUCUUUCAAUAAAGGAGAUUUUUGUGUCUUCCCUGAAA
Messenger RNA from Oryzias latipes (Japanese medaka), 3310 nucleotides. RefSeq lists its product as uncharacterized. NCBI's taxonomy places the organism in Eukaryota, Metazoa, Chordata, Actinopteri, Beloniformes, Adrianichthyidae. The record is from RefSeq and is a predicted model, not a curated record.